Messenger RNA from Penicillium oxalicum, 1488 nucleotides. RefSeq lists its product as uncharacterized. The coding region runs from base 1 to 1488 and encodes 495 amino acids. The transcript has 4 exons. NCBI's taxonomy places the organism in Eukaryota, Fungi, Ascomycota, Eurotiomycetes, Eurotiales, Aspergillaceae. Gene Ontology annotation, biological process: transmembrane transport. Gene Ontology annotation, molecular function: transmembrane transporter activity. The record is from RefSeq and is a predicted model, not a curated record.
AUGAGUGCAUCUUCACCGCAACGGAUGCCAUGGGGAUAUCGGUGGAGGUCUUCGGGCCUUUUCGUCCUCAUUGCCACGGUGACUUCAGUAUUGACGGACAUGUUUCUGCAUCAAUUCCUCGUAUCAAUCCUGCCAUCCAUCCUGGAGGAUCGAGUCAACCUGGAUUCGGCCCUCCUGCAACGAGUCAGUGUGGCGUUGCUGGCUCAGACGGCCCUGAUCUCGUUCUUGGUGACACCGAUCAUCGGUCGGUUGGCAAAUUACCUCCAUGCCCGCACGUGGCUCUUGCUGGGCCUUAUAGGGCAGCUGGGUGGUUCUGUGCUGAUUGCUUCUACGCAUUCGGUGAUCACGUUGUUUGGGGGGCGGGCCAUCCAGGCCCUAGCUAAUGCGAUUGUGGGCAUUCUCGGCGCCAAGUCCUUGUCGCAUGUUAGUUCGUCGGAUGGUCAUGAAAGAAUCCAGCGGAUUCUGACUCUGGCCGUUGCGGCUGGCUCUUCGGGGGGCCCGUUAGUGGCCGGGACGCUGUUCGAAGUCUCCAAUUACUGGACGGCCUGGAAAAGCGCGUUCGCUGCGAGCUUGAUUGGUAUCAUCUUGCAGAGUAUGAUGCUGUUACCGACGCAAGAGGUGUCGGUUGAAACUCAUGUCGCAGAAGUACAGUCACACACCGACACGGAAAGCAAUCCUGAUGAGAAUAGUCCCCUACUCCCUGCCUCCUUCAAGACAAUUCGGACGCAGCUGCCAGCGGACGUGAAAUCGGCGAAGCGUGACCUCAAUCUCUAUUUCCGUUUGCUGACCAGCCGCCGCUAUAUGGGGGGUAUCCUCAGCUCAGUUUGCUUCGCGAUCGUCUCGGGUAGCUUUGAUACCACUCUGCCACUUCACGUAAGCGAAGCUUUCCAAUGGGGCAGCCAACCGACUGGUAUGCUCUUUGCCGUCUUACACGGACCGCAUGUGUUUCUGAGUGCUCCAGUGCAUUGGUUGAAACGUCGAGUUGGCUCGCAUCACACUGCGUCCGUGGGAUUUUUUGGGUUGGCCAUCCUUUUAUGGUUGGCGGGGACCCCCGGAAAUGAACGAUUUCCUUGGACAAGCCCCGGGGGGCGAGGACCGGUCAUCUACGCCAGUGCCAUCGCCACUGCCGGAGUAUUCAUGUCGUUGUUGCAGGGAGCUGGAUUGAUGGAGACUGCUCGUAAGGCUGUUCUCGCGUGCGCUGUUCAGGAACUCGCCCAUGAGCAGCCAGACACAUUCGACGCAGAAGCGACCUUGCACGCCAUGGUGAUCAGUAGUCUCAGUUUGAAGCUCGGCCUUUUCCUUGGACCUAUCAUAUCGGGGCGACUCGUGGACACUUGGGGAUACUAUGACAUGAACUGUGUGCUUGGUCAGUUACCCCCGAUCGAGCUGGUCAUCGAAAGACCGGUGCGGGAACGUAGAGCCCUUGCUGACGAGUCAUCAAGCGGCCAUGUGCUUGGGCUGUGCGAUUGUCUCCGCCUGGAAUUAUGA